Molecule: messenger RNA, 575 nt
Organism: Drosophila erecta
Lineage: Eukaryota; Metazoa; Arthropoda; Insecta; Diptera; Drosophilidae
Exons: 1
Coding region: 51-503 (150 amino acids)
Source: RefSeq, a predicted model, not a curated record
UCUCGCAGAGAAGUCAAUCAUCAAUAGAAGUUAGUAUACCCAAUCGAAUCAUGGCCGAGGAAAGUUCCCAGAGUCAAACUGAAAGUGAGAGCGAUGAGGAACCGGAACUGCAGCCGGAACAGGAACCGGAUGUGGAGCAGGCCAGGGUCAGGGAUUCCUCGGAAGAUCUGCGGAGCAACGUGUGGCUGAGCCUGCACGGAUAUCCAUCUGGCACCGAUGAUCAAGUACUGGCCAUUUUCUCGCGCUUCUGCUCGAUGAGCUCCUAUCGCAAAAGGAAGAAUGGUCUCGAGCUGAUAUUCGCAUCCGCGGAGCAUCUGCAGCUGGGCGUUCUAAUGGCCAAGCGUCUGGUGGUGGGCAACAUGCAGAUCCGCUGGCAUGUGGGUCGCCUGGAGGACGAUCCAUCCAUGAAUCCCACUCCUUCAAGGGAGCGAAGUUCGGGUUCGGCCGGUGGACUUGGCGUUUUGGGUAAAUUGCGAAGGGCAUUCGCCAACUACUUUCGUUAACUUUCUGUUAAUGAUUAUUUGCCAGUGAAUCAUGAAGUAUAUUCCAUAUGAUUCCAAGCUAAUGAGUGUGUA